CUUCAUACAGUUGAUCGGGCUGAACCCAGUCACCUACUGAAAAUGGAAAAACAGAAACCUAAUCAAUGAGGCAGAAUACCGAGGUAAUCCCCCGGUCAAAGCUGUAUCACAUUGCAACUGCUAUCCGGCACCACUGGAAGAUGAUUGCUCGCCAUGUCCGUGAUAAUGAGACACUGGAAGCAGAUUUUGAAGCCAUCAUAUUGAACCAUGCAGACCCAGCCAAACAGGCUCUACAGAUGCUGCUUCAGUGGAGGGAAAGAUGGCCCAAUGUGAUAUGCACUUGGGAGAGUUUACAUAAUGCUCUGUGGGAUUUGAACCUCGAUAUGAUAGCGAAGAAAUGCAACCAGGUGUAUUUGACGUACAAGUAUGAAGGAUCCCCUCUGCGGCAAGGAAGAGUCAAGCUGCAGUUGGGUGUAGAAGAACCGGCUUUUAUUCCAGUCGGCACUGAUGUAAAAGCCAGGUACAGAGGCGCUCUCUGUGAUGCCAAGGUGAAAACUAUUGAGAAGGCUGUGCAGUGCAAGGUCAGGUUCUUCAGUGAUAUUGCCAACGAAGUGCUUUCUGAUGAUUGUAUCAACGGGGACCUCAAGGUUGGAGCAAUGGUGGAGGCCAGACAUCCUACAGAAAACACCUGGAUGGAUGGCUGGAUCGUGAAAGUGACUGAUAACAGUAUAUACACUGUGGUGUAUGACGAUGGAGACGAGAAGACAUUAGGGAGGUCAUCGCUGCAUUUGCACGACAAAAAUAAGAUGCAGAGAAGAGAGUUACCUUUUCUCCCAGUUGGUACUGCAGUCAAGGUCAUGUACAGAGGUGCUUUGUGCGAGGCCAAGGUGAAAACCAUUAACAAGUCAAUGAAGUGCAGGAUCAGCUUCUUUGAUAUCAUUGCUGACGCAGUUGUCACCGAUGAUUGCAUUAAGGGGGACCUCAAGGAAGGAGCAGUGGUUGAGGUCAGACAUCCAACGCCAGACACCUGGAUGGAUGGUAUGAUUAUGAAGCUGGCUGAUGAUAGUACAUACACUGUGGUGUUUAAUGAUGGAGAUGAGAAGACACUAAAGAGGUCAUCCCUGUUUCUGUGACAAGAACAACUCUUCAGGGGUGUGAUAUUGAGAGGCUGGUUCUGCUGUCCAACUUCUGCUCUCUCAUCAUGCGAGAAGUCAUAAGCAGGAAGAGAAUCAGUAGACAUGGCGUUCAGUCAUUGGGAAGGGACUACAAACAGAUAUAUGAAACAAAAGUGUGAUUCUACUGGUGUGAUGGAAUCUGCCCUGAACUGUCUGUCUUGAGAGUUACCAACAUUCAGUUACUUUGGAUAAAUCUAGUAUAGUACAAGUCAAAUUUGGUGUUUGUGGCAAGAAAUUCAGGAUAUUUGUGAAUUCUUUCAAUUCGUGAUGGUUUAUCUAGGGGGAUCGAAAGUAAAAUCUUUCAGAUACCGUAUAUAAUAGUUAUGAUCAAUGCAUAUGUGCCAUCGUGGAUGCGUGCACGUGCAGUUUUUCACAGGUGGAACUUUUCAAGCCUGAGGGAAAAACUAUGUGACAUCUCUGAAAUUCUUAAGCUCAAUUUGCCAUGAUAAUAUGAUUAAGCCUCACUUCACAUAUCUAACUAGAUGUACAUGUGCAGGAUGUAACCUAUUUACAUUCACAACGUUUUCUUGUGAAAGUUCAGGACAACAAAUACAUGUCGUCAUUCUGUAGCCACACUGAAUCACAUGAGUCACUCAAGCAUUGGCUAGAUUGACACCAACAUUUCUGUGACUAGAGAUGGACAGGUCUGUUUCCAGAAACAGUAUGUGUUGCAGAGUAUCACAUAAAUCUGUCCUUUAAAACCUAAGGGAGACACCAUUCAACCUGAGAUGAAUCGUUUGGGACCUUUGUUAUUCAAAUUCAAAGUUUUUGUAAAUAUUUAUCUUUUUUUUGUUAUUGGCUUUGCUUUGUAUUAUUUAUUGUAUUUCACUGAUAUGCAUGAGGUUUGUUUCAUUCCAAGGUGUUGUAUAGUGUUCGCAAUCAAGGAGUGUAACCCGGAUCUCCAUGUUUGGCAAUUCACUGUCGCAUGGUGACCUAACAGACACGCUAGAUUUGUUGGUAUUAACAUGUAUCGAAUAUUUACAUCUUGGUUUCUUCAAACUUAAAAACUGAAGUUCAGACAUGACACCAUUUAUCGGGCACUGUGUUUACUUUCAAAGAUAUUGUUUCAUUAGACCCCUAAAUAGAAGUCUCUGCCAUUGUUCAGUGGAGAUGGCUGUGAGAUGCUUAAUGUUGCACCUGGGUCAGCCAUCAGCAGCACAUAUUGAAGAUUAUUAACCAGUGCAUUUUUGGCAAAAUGCAUAGCAAAUGCAAACCUAUGUAAUACCGAUUUCCUUCCAUCUGUCCGGCCAUUUGCAUUUCACAAGUUUUUUAAUCUCUGUAUAUUGGUAAUAAUAAUGUCCUAAUUAUUUGUUUCNUGUGUGAUUUUUUUACCAAUACCAGAGCCUUACGUAGGAUUAUUGCCCAGAAACUUAAGGGCAUUUUACAUAUUCAUGGAGGAAAUUGAAACUCCAAAUUUUGAAGUUUUUCGUUGAACAUGUAUUACAUGUACAUGUACCUUGAACAUGUAUUUUGUGUGCGCAGUAUUCACACAUAAAGGCUUUUGUUCAGAAAUUAAACAAUCAUUCCCAUCUGUGGCAGGCCUAACCCUUGGAUGUGGUGGAUUGGGUGAGACCAUUGGGGCUGGGGGGUAUGAGUGGAUGAUAUGGACGUCAUGGAAUGGGGAUUUGAUGGGAUGGGAUAAGAUGGGCCUUUGGUGGGGUGAGUUAGGGAUUUGUUGUUAUGAGAUGAGGAUUUAUCAAAUGGUUGGAUAAAUACCAUUUGUAUUUUAUGUAAUAUGUGUAUAUAGAACAUGUACUGUGUGCAUGCACACAGGUAUUUCAUCUUUUAGAAUCAGAUUGCCCCCAUAAACUGUUAACAGUCUAUCAUACCAUCUUGUCCACAUUGAUAAACAAGGUUUUCUACAAGAAUAUAUUUUUGUUUAAGUUUUAACAAUUUUUAUGUAAUGAGUACGUAUUUUUCCAAACCUAUGUUUUGACAUUCACGCUUUAAAAAGAAAUGAACAGAAAAUGUUUUUGGAGAAUAUGGAACACUUCACAAUUACAGUAAAAAAAAAAAAAACAAUACGUGGAUUGGAUGUAGUUAAAUCCAUGAAGUUCUGUACUCGACACCAUGAGUAUAAUAAAUUCAGUGAAGGAAA
Messenger RNA from Acanthaster planci (crown-of-thorns starfish), 3213 nucleotides. RefSeq lists its product as uncharacterized. The record is from RefSeq and is a predicted model, not a curated record. NCBI's taxonomy places the organism in Eukaryota, Metazoa, Echinodermata, Asteroidea, Valvatida, Acanthasteridae. Gene Ontology annotation, molecular function: ATP binding; protein serine/threonine kinase activity. Gene Ontology annotation, biological process: protein phosphorylation.